This is a messenger RNA of Xyrauchen texanus (razorback sucker), 6368 nucleotides long. RefSeq names its product glycerate kinase (gene glyctk). Gene Ontology annotation, molecular function: glycerate kinase activity. Gene Ontology annotation, cellular component: cytoplasm. The record is from RefSeq and is a predicted model, not a curated record. NCBI's taxonomy places the organism in Eukaryota, Metazoa, Chordata, Actinopteri, Cypriniformes, Catostomidae. The transcript is spliced from 7 exons. Bases 715 to 2295 code for a protein of 526 amino acids. Gene Ontology annotation, biological process: protein phosphorylation.
UUUUUUUAUUCCACCAGGGGGCGCUAGGGACAACGCAAACGACUGUGAUUGGUUCAUCUUCAUCAGCGCUGAGAAAAAUAACACGUACCACAUGACUACAGAUGUACAUGCCGCUUGAGGGCCUUCAAUAUUAUUUACAUCCGCAUAACAAUACUGAGAAACUUUAGUAGCUGUUGAGUUGUGGACACAAUGAAGAAUUACAAAUCGAAUUAGGAGACUACUGUUUAGAUUCAUAAUACCUGACCAAUGUUUUACUCUAAUUGCCAUAUUACCGCAUAGGACAAAGUUAUUAACAGUCGAGUCGAGCGAUGGCGAUGUCACAAUUAUAUUUCAUCUGUUAACGGCAAAACCGGAUAACAAUUUUUGUUUCCCUGAAACGUUCCGUUAACGUUAGUUAGUGUACGCUUGAGAAAGAAAAAAUACAUUGUUCCUUGGACGUUAGGAGUUGUCUUCCAAAACACGCUAACGUGAGGAUUGACUCUUGGUGAAUCCAUAAACUUCCUUUUUAAACUGGCUAGUUGAAAACUACCCUCUGCCCUAUGGUCAGCUCUAGUUAAUCAUUAUUCACUCAGUACACAGGCUCUGGUGUAAUGCUGCUGACAUAGUGCCUGUGGAGCAGUUUUGUCAGUUCAUAAAAGAGCUUCAGGUUUUCCAGGCACAGUGUGCAGGUGUUAAGUGGCCCUCUUCUUCUAGUGUGGACAUUUUGAUUGGUUUAUGGCUCAGAUUCUUGCUCUCACAUGUUCUCUUCACCUGUGGCAUCCACUACGGGUGGGGUUUGCAUCAUUACGCUCUCGCAGUAUGUCGUCAUUAGAGACGCGAGCCCGGGCUGUGUUUUCUGCGGCCGUUGAAGGUGUGCAGCCAGACAAAGUUGUCAGCAGGGGUUUGGAGCGACAUGGGGACAAACUGCUUGUGGGUGGUCAGAGUUUCACUCUUAGUAAUAACCUUUAUUUGGUGGGCUUUGGUAAGGCUGUGCUUGGGAUGGCAGCAGAAGCAGAGAGGAUUGUAGGGGACCAUCUGAUUAAAGGGGUGGUCAGCGUGCCACAUGGUAUACAGAAUACACUACAACGUCAUGGGAAAGAGAAGAUGCUGCUUGAGAAUAACAGUAGAAUUACAGUGAUGGAAGGAGCAAAGCACAACUUACCAGAUGCAGAUGCCCAGAGGACAGCAGAGUGUAUUCGAGAGCUGGCCAGUGGUCUGACUGAGAAAGACCUGCUGCUUGUGCUCAUCUCUGGUGGGGGUUCAGCUUUAUUACCUGCUCCGGCCCCACCCAUGUCCUUGCUGGAGAAACAGGAUGUGACACGGCGACUCGCAGCAGCAGGGGCCACAAUUCAGGAGCUUAACACAGUGCGACGUGCUCUGUCCCUGUUGAAGGGUGGAGGACUUGCCCAAUGUGCCUACCCAGCCCAGGUGGUCGCAUUGAUUCUAUCAGAUGUCAUUGGAGAUCCUCUGGAUUUGAUAGCCAGUGGUCCUACAGUUGGGAGUGACACACGGCCAGAGGCGGUCUGGACUAUCUUGGAUCAUUAUAACCUUUCUGACUCACUCCCUUCUUCUGUGAAAGAGGUGCUUAGUAAAACUGGCCCUAGUAGGGGUAUACAGGUACAUGAAAAGCCACAAGAGGUCAAAGACCAUGUUUUAAAUGUUGUGAUUGGUUCUAACACCAUUGCUCUUGAAUGUGCAAGCCGCAAGGCCAGCGAAUUAGGACUUCGACCUGUCAUUCUAUCUCCAGGGGUAUGCGGUGACAUUUGCUCUGUUGCCAGACUAUAUGGCCUGCUUUUGCGGUUUGCAUGUUCCCCAGGCAAGGAACCUCCUCCAAAGCUUGCUGGACAGAUCCUUCAGCUAGGGCCAGAGGUUGGGAUAGAGAGCUGGGACUUGUGUCGCACCAUGCAGGUGCUUGGAGAGGAGAGGAAGGAAGGUUGGGGUGCUACCUGUCUGCUGGCUGGAGGAGAGCCAACAGUGCAUUUGACCGGAAAGGGCAGGGGAGGCAGGAACCAGGAGUUAGCCCUUCGGGUGGGGCUUGAGCUUAGUGGUGGAGAAGUGAAGAGUGGUGCAGUGUUUCUCAGCGGAGGAACCGAUGGGCAGGAUGGCCCCACUGAUGCAGCUGGCGCAGUCACUGAUGGGAACCUGAUGGAAGAGGCCAUAACUCAAGGUCUGGACAUUGAUGGCUUUCUAACAAAUAAUGAUUCAUUCACAUUUCUCUCUAAGCUCUCUGGAGGAAGAAGAUUACUCUUGCCUGGACUGACUGGCACCAAUGUGAUGGAUGUGCAUGUAAUGCUGCUGCCACCACCACCCCAAUGACACUGCCAGUGAUUUGACUAUAGAUAGAUGGAUGGAUGGCUAGAUUAGUAUGCCGCAAGUGCACUAUUCCAUUCAAUUGUUAGAAGAAAAUUAUAAUUCUAAGCAAAGCCAAAUUUGUAAGAUUUAUCAUUAUAGCAUAUAUUUUCAUAACAAAGUAAUUUGUACAUAACAGCUAACAAUAUCUGCAGUCACUUUUACCAUUUUAAAGUCAUGAAAUCAACUUAAAUCAGAUUCAUCUGAGCAUGUUAUUCCAAAAUAAUACAUUAAAAAAGUUUGGUUAUGUAAUCUUUAAUCGAAAUGUAAUAACUUGCUCCACCUCUAAAGUAGAGCGAUCGACUGAUAUUGGAUUUUGCCAAUACAAUAAUUAAGGUGGUGGAAAAGGCAGAUAACUGUUUAAUCAGUAUAUAGUUUAUAAGAUCGAUUUAUAGAAUGUUAAAAAAAAGAUGUAUAUGACAGGUAUGGGCAUAGAUGCUACAACAGUUUAAAAUGGAUAAACUCCCAGAUGCAGUUUAUUGUGCAACCAAAAUCAUAAUAAUAACCAGAAAAAAAUAAAGAUUUGGUGCAUAAUGAGGGACAUUUAACUAUAAACAAGCCCGAAACACUCAAGAGACUCUUAUUUUAAAGUAGAGGCUCCGUUACAAUGCUCUAUAUUAAAGCAUUUACACAGUUAAGCUUUUUAUAGCCUAAAUAUUCACCAGAUGAAUGCUUGCGUGUGUGUGUGUGUAUAUAUAUAUUAAUAUAUAUAUAUAUAGCCACCGAUCAGCCACAACAUUAAAACCACCUGCCUAAUCCUGUGUUGGUCCCACUCAUGCCGCCAACACAGCGCCAACCCACAUCUCAGAAUAGCAUUCUGAGGUGAUAUUCUUCUCACCACAAUUCUACUUAAUCAACCAGGCAUUUCUGUCCACAGAACUGCCGCUCACUGGUUUUUAUUUUAGUUUUUGGCACCAUUCGGAGUAAAUUCUAGAUACUGGUGUCCGUGAAAAUCCCAAGAGAUCAGCAGUUACAGAAAUACUCAAACCAGCCCGUCUGGCACCAACAAUCAUCCAUGCGAUUAUCUAAUCGGCAAAUCAUGUGGCAGCAGUGCAUCAUGCAGCUAUGAGUAACAUCAUGCAGAUAUGGGUAAGGAACUUCAGCUUAAUGUUCACAUCAACAAUCAGAACGGGGAAAAAUGUGAUCUCAUUGAUUUGGACCAUGGCAUGAUUGUUGGUAUCAGGUCAACCGAGAAUGGCCAGAAUGGUUUGAACUGACAAAGUCUACGGUAACAAUUGUCAGGAGAAGAACAGCAUCUCAGAAUGCUAUUCUGAGAUGUGGGUUGGCGCUGUGUUGGCGGCACGAGUGGGACCUACACCAACAUUUUAAUGUUGUGGCUGAUGGGUGUGUUUGUAUGUAAAUAUAUAUAUAUAUAUACACACACAAACACACACACAGUCGAAGUCAGAAGUUUACAUGUACCUUAGCCAAAUACAUUUAAACUCAGUUUUUCACAAUUUACAUUUAAUUUUAGAAAACAUUGCCUGUCUUAGGUCAGUUAGGAUCACUACUUUAUUUUAAGAUUGUGAAAUUUCAGAAUAAUAGUAGAUAGAAUGAUAUAUUUCAGCUUUUAUUUCUUUCAUCACAUUCCUAGUGGGUCAGAAGUUUACAUACACUUUGUUAGAAUUUGGUAGCAUUGCCUUUAAAUUGUUUAACUUGAGUCAAAUGUUUUGGGUAGCCUUCUACAAGCUUGCUGGAAUUUUGGCCCAUUCCUUCAGACAGAACUGGUGUAACUGAGUCAGGUUUGUAGGCCUCCUUGCUCAAAUAUUAUUUUCAGUUCUUCCCACAAAUUAUGGAUUGAGGUCAGGGCUUUGUGAUGGCCACUCAAAUACCUUGACUUUGUUUUCCUUAAGCCAUUUUGCCACAACUUUGGAUGUAAACUUGGAGUCAUUGUCUAUUUGGAAGGCCCAUUUGCAACCAAGCUCCAACUUCUUGACUGAUAUCUUGAGAUAUCAAUAUAUCCACAUCAUUUUCCUUCCUCAUGAUGCCAUCUAUUUUGUGAAGUGCACCAGUCCCUCCUGUAGCAAAGCAUCCCCACAACAUGAUGCUGCCACCUCCAUGCUUCACGGUUGGGAUGGUGUUCUUCGACUUGCAAGCCUCACCCUUUUUUCCUCCAAACAUAACAAUGGUCAUUAUGGCCAAACAGUUCAAUUUAAUGUUAAUUGUCUUUACAUUAGACCAGAGGACAUUUCUCCAAAAAGUAAGAUCUUUGUCACUAUUUGUACCUGCAAACUGUAGUCUGUCUUUUUUAUGGCAGUUUUUGAGCAGUGGCUUCUUCCUUGCUGAGCAGCCUUUCAGGUUAUGUCGAUAUAGGGCUUGGUUUUACUGUAGAUAUAGAUACUUGUCUACCUGUUUCCUCCAGCAUCUUCACAAGGUCCUUUGCUGUUGUUCUGGGAUUGAUUUGCACUUUUUGCACCAAACUACAUUCAUCUCUUGGAGACAGAUUGAGUCUCCUUCCUGAGCGGUAUGAUGGCUGCAUUGUCCCAUGGUGUAGAUGCUUGCAUACCAUUGUUUGUACAGAUGAACAUGGUAACUUCAGGCAUUUGGAAAUUGCUCCCAAGUAUGAACCAGACUUGUGGAGAUCCAUAUUUUUUUCUGUGGUCUUGGCUGAUUUUCUUUUGAAUGUCCCCUGAUGUCUAGCAAAGAGGAACUGAAUUUAAAGGUAUGCCUUAAAAUACAUCCACAGGUACACCUCCUGAAUGAAGCUAAUUGUCUAAUGGCUUGACAUCAUUUUCUGGAAUUUUCCAAGCUGUUUAAAGGCAGUUAACUUUGUGUAUGUAAACAUCUGACCCACUGGAAUUGUGAUAGUCAAUUAAAAGUGAAACAAUCUGUCUGUUAACAAUUGUUUAAAAAAUAACUCAUGUCAGGCACUAAGUAGAUGUUCUAAAUGACUUGCCAAAACUUGCUAAUAUUAAAUCUGUGGAAUGGUUAAAAAAUGUGUUUUAAUGACUUCAGCCUAAGUGUAUGUAAGGUUCUGAAUUCAACUGUGUGUGUGUGUAUAUAUAUAUUUGUUUUUUUUUCCACCAGAUGAGGUUUAAUGAGGAAUAAUGUUUUUUAUUAUUAUUCACAAGAUAUGCAGUUGGAAACACAAUAAAAAAAAAUUAAAAACAACUAUGGCAACUAUUGGCAUAUAUUUUUGCAGAUAACCGAUAGUUCCAAAAAGCAACUAUCGGCACAGAUUAAUUUGUAAAACCAAUAUAUCGGUCUUCCUAUACUCUGAAGCAGCUUUCAUUUUUGGCUGACAUCAAAGUUCCCUUAUUUUUUUUAAAUCCUGCCUUCCAACCCCUUGGCUCUACUAUGGUAUGAAUGCCAACAUUUCACUAUAUUCAAUCAAUUCCUGAUGAAUUUUCAUCAAGUGCUGUCCUAAAUUAUUAUUAUUUUAAUAUCAUGCUUUACAUUUGAAAUGUCACUUUACAAACACAGAUGUAAGACAGGUUGCGAAUGCUAUUUCAUUCUUAGUAUUACAGAGUACUUUUGGAAUCUUAAAAUAUCAGAGACAUCCACAUUACUAGAUAAAAUUUUCAUUUAUUUAUUUCAAAGCAAAAAGACAGCUGUAACCUCUAGGAUACCAGAAGGCACAUUUAUGUCUUUAUCUCUAUACAGACUAUUAUCUUACAUCUCAAAUCAAUGAUCUUACAUGAUUUCUACAAAUAGAUUCGGGACCUUUAAUUUUGUCCGGCAUUGAUGUCGGUUUUUAAUAGUCAAAGGAUAUUGUUUGCAUAUCUCUCAGGUCUUAUCUACUUGCAGAAUUCUAUCCAAAUAAAAGUGUCUCCAAAACAACCUGAAAUAAAGAGUAGGAACUGCAAGAUGUCAGAUCAUGUGCUCUCUGUGCAGUGCACAGCACAAUUCUGCUGGAUAUAUCUGAACAAAAUGUGUUUGGGUCUUGAACAUUGCACCACAGUCCAGCACAGGGCCAAAAGUACCAAUGACUAUACAUGUAAGUAUUUUAUGGCACAGGAUCUGUUUUAUUUAAACAUCCUGGAGGAAUGCAGUUGCCGUUCUCCAACUUGUGAGUUUGUGCUUUUCUUAGUCCUGCAGCA